AUGGCCAGCCUUCACUCACCAGCACCAACCACACCAGCUCCCAGCAUGAAGCUCCACAUCCUCACCCUCGCAGUGCUCGCGACACUGGCUUCAACACACGUCCUGCCUCCCAGCGACAGUGCACUCACGAACCUCACCUAUGACACCUCCCUCGAAGACACACCCAUACACCAUAUCGCCGGUACAUUCGAUCCCUCCACCGUCCACACAACCGCCGACCCCCCACCCCCCAACGCGAAAUUCGACAAAGCCGUCUCCACAGGCCAAACCCUCGACUCCGCCAUGAAAUCCAAAGACAACAUCGCGCGCUGGCUCUUCAAAGACUUCCCGCAAUACGCAGAAACCUGUCAAUCCCCGUUCACCGGCGACGGGCGUGCCGACCUCGCGAAAUGGGGUUUCGAUGACAGUGACGCACUGAGCGAGAAGAUAAAGAACGAGUGCGACUUCGAUGCGUAUCAUAAGAUCAAAGCGGCGUUUGAUGAGAUCGGGCUGGAUACCAAGGCGGCGAAGGAUGGGGGGCCGAAUCGGUGUUUCAAGGUUAAUCAUCGCGAUGGGCCGGCGAUUAAGAGGGAUGAGAAGGGGGAGUUGCCGAAUGAGGCGAAGCAGUAUUAUGAUGUGUGCGGAAGGGAAUAUCGGGUUAGUCAAGCCUCACCACUAUCCCCAAACGCUCCCCACGCUGUAUGCUAA
Molecule: messenger RNA, 687 nt
Organism: Alternaria ventricosa
Lineage: Eukaryota; Fungi; Ascomycota; Dothideomycetes; Pleosporales; Pleosporaceae
Exons: 2
Coding region: 1-687 (228 amino acids)
Source: RefSeq, a predicted model, not a curated record